Pristis pectinata (smalltooth sawfish) is the source of this 14893-nucleotide messenger RNA. RefSeq names its product cadherin-related 23 (gene cdh23). Gene Ontology annotation, biological process: homophilic cell-cell adhesion. Gene Ontology annotation, molecular function: calcium ion binding. NCBI's taxonomy places the organism in Eukaryota, Metazoa, Chordata, Chondrichthyes, Rhinopristiformes, Pristidae. Gene Ontology annotation, cellular component: plasma membrane; cell-cell junction. The record is from RefSeq and is a predicted model, not a curated record.
AGCUGGUCGUGCUCCUGUUCCUCGCCUCUCUCACUCCCUGUUCGAGGUGACUGAAGCCCCCCCGUGACAGUUUGCGCUGUGUAUGGGCAGAUGCUUCGUACAGCAGGUUCUUGAGCUCUUGGCAAGGACGGUGGCGGUGUGGGGCAACAGGUGGCCCGGGUCCUGGACGGUGUUCAGUUCGACACAAGAUCGGUAAUGGGCAAUGAUAGUCUGAAAUGAAGAUGAGUCCAUUUCCUUGCGUGUUUGGCUUGUUACUUUUUCUGCAGUCUUUAUCUCUGGGUCUGACAUACAAUCAGCUACCUUAUUUCUUGAAUUACUACUUCGAUCAAUAUAUUUUAAUCUAUGAAAAUGUCUCUGUUGGAACCUCCAUAACCAAACUGUGGGCCAGAGAUCCGGACAAUGACACGCUUGUGUUUGGCGUUGCCGGGGAAGAAGCCAGCAAAUACUUUGCAGUAGAAAGUGAGAGUGGUGUCGUGUGGCUUCGUCAGCCUCUGGAUAGAGAGGUGGUAUCAGAACUUCAAGUGGAGUUUUCUGUCAGUGAUAAGCAAAGUGUGAUUAAAGGCAUUGUCAAUAUUCAAGUAGGUGAUGUCAAUGACAACCCACCUGUAUUCCACAACCAGCCCUACAGUGUACGAAUCCCUGAGAACACACCAGCAGGGACACCGAUUUUCAUAGUGAAUGCCACGGACCGCGAUCAGGGAACCGGGGGCAGUGUGCUGUAUUCCUUCCAGCCUCCGUCGCGCUUUUUCGCCAUUGAUGGAGCCAGGGGAGUGGUGACGGUUCAGAGACCACUGGAUUACGAGACCACUCGAGCCUACCAGCUGCAAGUCAAUGCAACGGACCAGGACAAAGACCACCCCCUGUCGACACUGGCUAACCUCGCGAUCACCAUUACAGAUAUCCAGGACAUGGACCCAAUUUUCAUCAACCUUCCUUACAGUACAAACAUACAUGAAAACUCCCCUCCAGGUAAGACAGUACGAGUUAUUACAGCGCUGGAUCAAGACAGAGGAAGACCCCGUGGGAUUGGUUACACCAUUGUUUCAGGUAAUACCAACAGCAUCUUUGCCUUGGAUUACAUCAGUGGAGCUUUAACUCUCAAUGGCCCUCUGGAUCGAGAAAAUCCCCUCUAUAGCUCGGGGUUUACGUUGACUGUGAGGGGAACUGAACUAAACGAUGACCGGACACCAUCAAACGCGACCGUCUCUACCACGUUUAAUAUCCUGGUCAUUGACGUCAAUGACAAUCCACCAGAAUUCAACCGGUCUGAAUACAGUGUCAGCAUCACAGAACUGGCCCAGGUGGGCUUUGCUCUCCCACUCUUCAUCCAGGUGCAAGAUAAAGAUGAUAAUCUAGGUUCCCACAACAUGUUUGACGUCCAGCUCAUUGGAAACAACUCGGACCACUUCACCAUCCCCACCUCCGGCCAGGGCAAGAUCGAUAUCCGGAUGCGAGUGGCCGUGCCCCUGGAUUACGAGCACAUCGCUCACUACGAGUUUUCUCUCUUUGCGAAUGAGACUUUCUCGGAUCAUGUUGGUUUUGCUCGAGUGAAGAUUGACCUCAUCAAUGAAAAUGACAACAGGCCAGUAUUCAGCAAGCCUCUUUACAACGUGAGCUUAUAUGAGAAUGUCACUGUUGGAAUCACGGUCGCUGAUGUUAUUGCAACAGAUAAUGACAUUGGAAGCUACGGAAACAUCCAUUAUUUCUUCAGUGAUGACCCUGACAGGUUUGCAAUUGACAAGGAUACUGGCAGGAUAACGCUGAUCAGGAGUCUGGACUUCGAGACAACGCGGCGGUACACUUUAACCCUAAUAGCCAAAGAUGGUGGUGGAGAGGAGACCACUGGCCGCCUGCGCAUUAACGUGCUGGAUGUCAACGACAACGUCCCCACCUUUCAGAAGGAGACGUACCUGGGAACAAUUCGAGAGAAUGAGGCAGCUCCAGUGCAGGUGGUCCGAGUCCGAGUGAUUGACGAUGACUCUCCGCCAAACAACCAGAUCGCAUACAGCAUUUUCAACGCCUCCAUUCUGAGCAGCUACUUUGAUAUCGGAGUGUCAGAGGGCUAUGGGGUUGUUAUUGUCACAAGGCCCAUUGACUUUGAGCAGGUACCAGGAGGGUUUGUCUACCUGACUAUCAUGGCUAAAGAUGCUGGGACUCCUCCUCUCUAUAGUACGGUGCCCGUGAUUGUUGAAGUUUUUGAUGAAAAUGACAAUUCUCCAACUUUUAGCCAAUCUUCCUAUGUUAUGGCAGUCCCUGAAAACAUCAUCGCAGGAGCCACGGUAUUGUUCGUAACAGCAUCUGAUUUGGACCAGUCACGGGAGUACGGGCAGGAGUCGAUAAUCUACUCUCUGGAAGGAUCCUCAUUGUUUCGUAUCAAUACUCGCUCAGGAGAAAUAACAACGACUUCACUGCUGGACAGAGAGACCAAAUUUGAGUACAUCCUGAUAGUCAGAGCAGUGGAUGGAGGUGUAGGGAACAACCAGAAGACAGGAAUAGCCACAGUGAACAUAACUUUGCUUGACAUUAAUGACAAUCGCCCAAUUUGGAAGGAUGAACCAUACCUGGUCAAUGUGGUUGAAAUGUCGCCAGCUGACACGGAUGUCAUCACUGUGUCGGCCUUUGACCCAGACCUGGCUGAGAAUGGCUCUGUGGUGUACACUAUCAACCCUCCCAAUCCUUUCUAUCGAAUAAACAGAACCACAGGGAAGAUUCGGACUUCAGGAGCAGUGUUGGACCGAGAGAAUACGGAUGCCAACGACGCUGAAAGGAUGAGAAAAAUCAUUGUCUCAGUCACAGACCAGGGAAGGCCAGCUCUCCAAGCGCGCAGCAGUACCAUUGUUUCUGUGAACCUGUUGGAUCUCAAUGACAAUGACCCAGCUUUCCAAAAUUUGCCAUUCACUGCUGAAGUGCCAGAAGGCUUGCCUGUAGCCUCGUCCAUUUUUCAGGUAUCUGUGCUGGAUCCAGAUGAAGGUUUGAAUGGAUUGGUUACUUACUCAAUGCAAGUGGGCAUGCCCAGAUUGGACUUUGUGUUGAACUCCAGCACUGGUGUAAUCACCUCCACCACAGUGCUGGACCGAGAGAGGAUAGCAGAGUAUCAUCUGAGGUUAAUAGCCAGUGAUGCAGGGGCAGUGCCGAGGAGUUCCACCAGCACCCUAACUGUAAGAGUGAUGGAUGUCAACGAUGAGACUCCGACAUUCCACCCAGCUGUUUACCGCAUCUCUCUACUGGAGGACGUGCCCAGAGAUUACAUGGUUGUUCACCUCAACUGUACCGAUGCAGAUACUGGUCUUAAUGCCGAGCUCAGUUACUUCAUCACAGGUGGAAACAAUGAUGGAAAAUUCAGCGUUGGCUUUAGAGAUGGAAUUGUCAGGACUGUGGUGAACCUGGACAGAGAGACCCAAGUUUCUUACACACUCAUUUUGGAAGCUAUUGAUAACGGGCCCACAGACGGCAGAAAGACUGGGACGGCCACAGUGUAUGUCACGGUGAUGGAUGUCAAUGACAACCGACCCAUCUUCCUGCAGAACACCUACGAGGCCAGUGUCCCCGAGAACAUCACAGUGUCUGCUAGCGUGCUGCAGGUAGAAGCCACUGAUGCAGAUGAAGGAGAUAAUGGGAAGAUUUGGUACAGAAUCCUCUCAGGAAAUUCCAAUGAUAACUUCCAGAUGGACCAAGCCACUGGACUUAUCUCCAGAGGAAACCACCCACUGGACAGAGAGAGCAGCACUACCCAUGUGUUGGAGGUUGAAGCUUACAAUAGUGACUUUGGGAGGAUGAGGAGCUCUGUCAGAGUCAUCGUGUACGUAGAGGAUGUGAACGAUGAGGUGCCUGUUUUUACCCAGCAGCAGUACAACCGACUGGGCUUGAGAGAAACAGCAGGGAUUGGCACAUCAGUGAUCGUGGUCCGAGCAACCGAUGGGGAUACGGGUAGUGGGGGUAUAGUAGCCUAUACAAUUUUGACUGGGUCAGAAGGGAAGUUUUCCAUUGAUGAGAGUACAGGCCUCAUCACUACAGUUGAUUACCUGGACUAUGAAACCAGCACAAGUUAUUUGAUGAACAUCUCUGCCACGGACCAGACUCCACCUUACAACAAGGGUUAUUGCACUGUGUACGUCACCCUGUUAAAUGAAUUGGAUGAACCUGUGCAGUUUACGAAUGCAACGUACGAAGCUACGAUUACAGAGAACAUCGCAACUGGGACUGAGGUGGUUCAGAUUCAAGCCCGUUCUGCUGAUAACAUGAACCUGAUCACCUACAGAUUCGACCCCGACACCUCUGCUCAAACUCUGUCGCUGUUCCAAAUAAACAGAGUCACCGGGGUAAUAACAGUCAGAGGUCAUGUGGAUCGGGAGAAGGGCGAUUACUAUCUGAUUACUGUCAUAGCAGAUGAUGGUGGACCCAGAAAAGACUCCACUGUGGUAAUCAUUACUGUGGCAGAUGAGAAUGACAAUGACCCCGUGUUUGAUGCGAGUUCUGAUUCCUCAGUGGAGGUACAAGAGGAUGCUCCUAUUGGCAAGCGGGUAGCUGUUGUCUCGGCACAGGAUCUGGAUGCUAAGGAGAACGGACUGGUUAACUUCACUAUUCUGUCUGGAAAUACUAAUGGAGCAUUUCAGAUGAGCACUACUAACAGAAGUCGUGGAGCGAUCUACCUUGCUAAACCUCUGGACAGAGAACAGACUGACAGAUAUGUGUUAACAGUUCAGGCCUUUGACAAUGGUUCGCCACCACGCAAGACAAAUCACAUUAUCGCCAUUACAGCUGUGGAUGUCAAUGACAAUGCCCCAGUUAUCGUAAACCCUGGCAGCUACAACAUCAGCAUUUAUGAGAAUGUCGGAGGAGGUACCCCGGUCACCAGAGUUCGAGCUAUGGACAUGGAUUCCGGUGCCAAUGCUGUGCUCUAUUAUUACAUCACCCUGGGCAACGAAGAUCUCACCUUCCGAAUCGAUCGGCUCACGGGAGAGAUAGUUACACGCCCUUCUCCUCCAGAUCGGGAGAGGCAGAGCUUUUACCAGCUGACAGUAACAGUAGAAGAUGACGGUACCCCUUCACUCUCAGUGACAACUACGGUGCUUGUAAAUAUUUUAGAUGAGAAUGACAAUCAUCCAGUGUUCCACCAACAACAGUAUGACAUCACCUUGAAUGAAGGUCUAUCAAGUUUGGAUGCUUUCAAUGUAAUCGUGAAUGCAACAGAUCAGGAUGAAGGGCCCAAUGGAACCAUUACAUAUGCCAUAGUGGAAGGGAAUAUUGACAACACGUUCGCCGUCCACAGUACCACAGGUCAAAUCAAGGCAGUAAAAGAACUGGACUAUGAGGUGUGCCAUGGCCGAUACACACUCAUCGUUACGGCCACCGACGAGUGUCCAAACCCAGUCCACCGCCUGACAUCCACCACCACAGUAAUUGUCAAUGUGAAUGAUAUCAAUGACGUGACCCCAAGGUUUCUUCAUCCGUAUGAAGGUCCAUUUGAUAUCACGGAAGGUCAACCUGGUCCGAGAGUGUGGACAUUCCUCGCGGAAGAUGAAGACUCCGGCCCAAAUGGGCAAGUGGAGUACAGCAUCAUAGCGGGCGAUCCCCUUAAUGAGUUCAUCAUUUCUCCAGUGGAGGGGGAGCUUCGUGUGAGGAGAGAUGCUGAGUUGGAUCGUGAGAGUGUGGCAUUUUAUAACAUAACCAUUAUGGGCAAGGACAGAGGAACGCCACCACUAAGCAGUACGGUACUGGUUGGAGUUCGUGUGUUGGAUGUAAACGAUAAUGAUCCUGUGCUCCAGAACAUCCCACUGAACUGCACCAUCAGUGAAAACACGGACACGUCCACAAGUGUGGCCAGGAUUCAGGCCACCGACAUUGACAGCGGUUCCAAUGCCCUCCUCACCUUCCACAUCACUGCAGGAAACACUGAUAAUGCCUUUUUUAUCAAUGAAACAAUCGGUGUCAUCUAUGUCAACCGACCACUGGAUAGGGAGCAGACUGCUGAAUAUCGUCUCACGAUAACGGUGAAAGACAGCCCAGAAAACCCAAGACAUGCUCGAAGAGAUUCAGAUUUCCUGACGAUCACCAUCUCGGAUGAAAAUGAUAACAGACCUGUGUUUACUCAAAGCUCUUAUCAAGCUGAAAUUUCUGAGAACCCAGCAGCAGGUGCACAAAUCACGCUGAUAAAUGGGCCCAUUUCAGCCUUCGACCGUGACGAGGGGCCAAAUGCUGUGGUUAGUUACCGAUUACUGGGGAACAGGACUGACUUCUUCACUGUCGACGGGAAUACAGGUGAGUUAUGUCCCUUCAGUCGCACACAAUAGGAACGCAAAACCAGAGCUCAUGAACACCUGGAGUUCACCUUGAUAGCAGAAGACAUUGGACUACUGAAGAGUGCAGCUGGGCUCACAGUAACCGUCCUGGACCAAAAUGACAAUGCACCAGUUUUUCACCCCCCCUCACUGACAGUACACGUUCGGGAAAACAGUCCUCAGGGCUUCAGUAUCGUUCAAGUAACAGCCAUAGAUGCCGAUGCUGGUGUGAAUCAACAACUGAGCUACCGAAUAGAGGGAGGCGCCCAGGAUAAGUUUAUCAUUGACCCGCCCAGUGGAGUUAUCAAGGUGGCCAAUGGAGUGACUGUAGAUCGAGAAGAAAAGGGCUCCUACACUCUUGUUGUGGUUGCGAUGGACCAUGGAACUCCACCAUUGUCAGCAAGCGCCACCGUGAAUAUCAUAAUAGACGAUGUCAAUGACUGCCGUCCUGAGUUUGUUAACCCUGUUCAGACCAUCAGCAUCAGUGAGUCAGUCACAGUCGGUGCCAUCAUUGCAAACAUUACAGCCGUUGAUCGUGACCUCCGACCUCGGCUGGAGUAUUACAUCAUCGAGCUCAUUGCAAAGGACGACACUGAUAAAGUGGUAGAGGAACGGCAGAGAGCUUUUGACAUCACUUUUCAAACAGGUGCUGUAUUUGUAAGAAGGCCUUUGAAUCGGGAACUGGUAGCAACCUAUGAACUCACUAUAUCAGUACAUGACAACGCCAGUGAGGUGGUCAGUCAUUCUGUCAGUGUUCCCAAUGCGAAGCUGACAGUGAAUAUCCUGGAUGUGAAUGAUAAUCCUCCGCGAUUCAGACCAUUCGGGGUGAAUAUCUUCACUGAGAGGAUUCUGGAGGGAGCAACAGCCGGGACAACGCUCCUUUCUGUGUCGGCCGUGGAUCCCGAUAAAGGUCCCAAUGGACAGAUCAGAUAUGAGUUGCAUCUCCCUCCUGGGGAUUACAUCAGGCUGGAGGAUCCUGCUGCAGGAAAAAUAGUUGCCAGCAGAACAGUGGAUUAUGAAGAGGUUCAGUGGCUGAAUUUCACAGUGCGUGCGGUGGAUCAUGGAUCACCAGCUCGAUCUGUUGAGGUUCCUGUUUAUCUACAGAUCCAGGACGUCAAUGAUAACAACCCUGUCUUUGUGCAGGCUUCUUAUCAGAAGCCAGUAUUCGAAGACGUCUCCUUGGGCACUGUAAUUCUUCAAGUCCGUGCUGUGGAUGCAGAUAACGGCGAAUUCUCACAGAUUGAAUACAGCCUUGUAGAUGGUGAGGGCAGGUUCGGAAUCAACCCUGAAACGGGAGAUAUUUACAUUCUGGCUGCACUCGAUCGGGAGAAAAAGGACCACUACACAUUGACAGCUGUUGCCAAGGACAACCCAGGUGACAAUCCAAGCAAUCGCAGAGAGAAUGCUGUGCAGGUGCUGGUAACUGUCCUGGACGUCAAUGACUAUCGCCCCAAGUUCUCAAAGAAUGUGUUUAGCACCAGUGUGUAUGAGAAUGAGCCAGGAGGGGCUUCUGUGGUCACCAUGACUGCUUCGGAUCUGGACGAGGGUGAAAAUGCGGAGUUACAGUACAGUAUUCAGGGAGCGGGAGCAGAGGCCUUUAGGAUUGAUGAAGACACAGCAGUGAUCACCACCACACGGCUCCUGGAAUCCUACGAGAGGUUUAAUUUGACUGUUGUUGCCACUGACAAAGGCAGGCCACCACUUUGGGGAACAACUCUGCUCAAGGUCGAAGUGAUUGAUGUUAACGACAAUCGCCCUGUGUUUAUCAGGCCCCCCAAUGGGACAAUACUACACAUCAUGGAGGAGAGGGACCCCGGGUUCAACGUGUAUGAAGUGUUGGCCACCGACAAUGACGAGGGUGUGAAUGGAGCUGUCCGAUAUGGCUUCCUUAAGACAGCAGUCAACAGAGACUGGGAAUAUUUCAGCAUCGACCCCAUCAGUGGAAUCAUCAACACCACAGCCAGAUUGGACAGGGAGAAGCAGGCUGUCUAUAACCUCAUUCUCCUGGCUUUUGACCUUGGGCAACCCGUUCCCUAUGAGACCACACAGCUUCUGCAAGUGGCUCUGGAUGAUAUUGACGACAAUGAGCCGCUCUUCCUCAAACCACCUAGAAGUUUACAGUACCAGCUCCUUUUUGUGGCUGAACACUCUGAUCCUGCCACGGUUGUCGGGAAUGUGACUGGAGCCAUUGAUGCAGAUGAGGGCCCCAAUGCUGUGGUUUAUUACUUCAUAGCAGCUGGCGAUCCGGACAAAAACUUCCAUUUGAACAGGAAUGGGCUGCUUAAGGUGCUGAAUGACCUGGAUCGAGAAACCAAUCCAUUUUACACCAUCAUUGUCAAGGCCUCGAGCAACCGGAACUGGAGGCCUUCAAGGCAGAGGAGUCAGGUUUUUGACCCCAGCACUGACCUCACACUCCAGGAGGUCCGAAUCUUCCUGGGUGACAUCAAUGACCAGCCGCCUAUAUUCACAAAGUCCGAGUACACAGCCGGUGUUGCAACUGAUGCUAAGGUUGGCUCUGAACUGAUCAGAGUGGAGGCACAUGAUGCUGAUAUCGGAAACAACAGCCUAAUCUUCUAUCAGAUUAUUAAUAUCCGCUACAUAAAGCUGCAGUUCAAUGAUUCUGAAGACGUUGGGAAUGUCUUCAUCAUAGGGGAACAUGAUGGCAUUGUGAGGACCUUCGACCUCUUCACGGCCUACAGUCCUGGGUACUUCCUGGUGGACAUCAUGGCAUCAGACCUAGCAGGACACAACGAUACGUCAGUGAUCGGGAUUUACAUUCUGCGGGAUGACCAGCGAGUCAAGAUCGUCAUCAACGAGAUCCCCGAGAGGGUGCGAGAGUUUGGCGAGCAAUUCAUUAAAUUGCUUUCCAACAUCACUGGAGCCAUAGUCAACACAGAUGAUGUGCAGUUUCAUGUUGAUCAGAAGGGCCGGGUGAAUUUCGCCCAGACAGAUGUUCUGAUCCACGUGGUGCACACGGAAACAACCGCAGUGUUCUCCUGUUGCAGGGUAAUACAAAUGAUUGACGAAAAUAAAGAACAAUUGAGGAAUCUAUUCCGGAAUUACAAUGUCCUCGAUGUCCAACCAGCUGUGACGGUCAGAGCGGCUAAUGAUAUGACGUCCUUGCAGAUGGCAAUAAUUAUUCUCGCAGUGUUACUUUUCCUGGCUACUAUGCUGUUCAUCUUUAUGAAUUGGUAUUACAGAACAGUGCAUAAAAGAAAGUUGAAGGCCAUUGUAGCAGGUUCCACUGGUAAUCAGGGGUUUAUGGACAUACUAGACAUGCCAAACACCAACAAAUAUUCAUUUGAAGGGGCAAACCCAGUCUGGCUUGAUCCUUUCUGCAGGAACCUGGAACUAGCGGCUCAGGCUGAGCAUGAAGAUGACCUGCCAGAGAACCUCAGCGAUAUCACCGACCUCUGGAACAGCCCAGCCAGGACCCAUGGCACAUUUGGACGUGAGCCACCCGCAUCGAAGCCGGAGGAUGAUCGAUACUUACGUGCAGCCAUACAGGAGUAUGACAGUAUUGCAAAACUAGGGCAGAUCAUGCGAGAAGGCCCCAUUAAGGGCUCCCUCUUGAAGGUGGUUCUGGAUGACUACCUGCGCCUGAAGAAAUUGUUUGCAGCUCGGCUGGCGUACAAAUCUACCACCAGUGGAGAUCAGUCAUCUGUGCUGGAGCUCAUUCCCAGCGACAUGGAAGACGAUGACGAAAAGCCCCCCAGCCGUGGAACCCUGCGGUUCAAGCAUCGGCACCCAGUGGAGCUGAAGGGACCUGAUGGAAUCCACAUGGUACACGGCAGCACUGGCACCCUGCUGGCUUCUGACCUCAACAGUUUGCCGGAGGAUGACCAGAAGGUCUUGGUUAGAUCCCUGGAGACCCUGAACACAGAGAGUGGGAGCUACAUGGACAGGAACGCCAGGACUGAGUCUGCAAAGUCCACUCCGUUGCACAAGAUGAAAGAAAGGGUCAGGGACAUCCCACUGGAGAUCACAGAACUUUGACAGCAGGACCUACCUUGUCUUUUAAUACAAGUGAUCGUUGGCUAAAGCCUAUGGGCAGUAUUCACUGGCUGGAGUAUUGCUGUUGGGGGAAGCUGUUCAAAAAGAGCCUUUAAUCUCCACCACCAGAAAGAUUUUGCCCCGGUGCGAACUAAAGCCAGAGGAUGUAUGGAAUCAUCGAGAUGAUUAAAUCUGGUGGAACCUGCCACGUGUAAACCGAUACCAUCAGCUUGAACUCAAAGUGAUGUAUGUGCGUGUACCUGAUGUGUGAAAACUUGUUCUCCCACCCCCACAGUUGUAGUUUUAAUUUCAAUGGCUCAACUUGGUCAAUAAAGACACAAGGAGCAAAACCCAAGUUUGAUAGAGAAAUCAUUGAAUUUCUCAGAAAGUAGUGAGGCAGAGUUUGUGUUUUGGGGAAUGUGGGUGGGGGGUGCGGGGGGGGGGGGGGGGGGUGUCCAUUAGAACUCUGGCUUGCCAGUGUAAAUCUGACAGGAUCAGGGACUUCUAAGCAAGCUGUCCUGACAUUCAUCAUAUGAAAACAUUUGGAAAUAAAAUAAAAGUGAUUGAGAAACUGUUUUGUCGUAGAAGGCCAGUGCCCUUACCUGACCCAAUUUCAAGGUGAUUCCAGUUGUGCACCAAUGCAGUUGACUCAUCUUCAAAGUGGCUAGAGUUGUGUCAAACUCCAACUUUCUCAGAGGAACAAACAAAAAACACUCACCUUGCCAGUGACACCCACAUCUGAGAUUGAAUCAAAACCAUUUGUUACUCAUGAAACAGCAAGACAAUGUAAUCAGGAAAACUCAACAAUCCUGUCCUAUUAGAUAAUGCCCAAGUCACAGCUUAAAUCCACUGGGCUAUCUUUUCAUUACCACUAUUUUUCUUAAGUUCUUUUAAACUGCAAUAAAUAGAAAGCCCUUUUCAAAGUAAGGCUACACAACUAUCAGUGAGUCCCUCAAGCCUGUUCCACCAUCCACACUGGUUAAUGUGCAUUUCUACUCCAUAUCCCUUCAUACCCUUGGUGAACAGAAGUCUCAGCAGUAAAUUAUUAAAUAAGUAUCUACUGCUAGUUGUGCAAGAGGGUUCCACACUUCUGUCACAGUUUAAGACUUAAUCACUCAUAUCAUCACCUAAUAAAUUCUCCUUAUGUGCUCCUAAACUUUGGCUACACAAUGGACAUUCUAAGAUGUAGUCAAGGACACAGACACAGCAAACAAAUCUAUAAAAGUUAGUUUUCAAUGAUUAGAAAAAUACAUCCUAAUUUGGUAUGUACAAUCUAGAAAGCUAAAAUUCAGUUUAUUAAGGAAAUCUCAUUCUUCAUCCUCACCAUUUAUUUUACUUUUUAAUUUAUUUAAACCAGCAAGUAUGUUAAAUGGAAGAUGCCCCAUUCUCAGACUAGGUAUGCAUUAGAUAAGAAGAAAAUAUAUGCGCCAGGAAAGACUGAUCCAUAACCAUGAUGUCAGGACCAAACACUUCCUACCUCAUGCUCCACACCCACAUAAAACCCUUGGGGGUGAGAGGAACAGGCCAUUUAGAGAAAAAACUACCCAGAAAAUUCUCUGCUGCAGUCAAGAACUAGGAGAGCGCUCAAACAGGAUCACCACUACUGCAGGCAGCAACAACUGCCAGAAGCUCAACAUUCUCUGGGAAAAGAUGAACCCUCUAAUGUCUACAACUAUGUAGCUGUAGGAAAAGGUACGAACCCUAGUUCGUUACCAUCCUCAAACCAAAAUAAACAGCAAGUCCAAAAUUACACCCCAAUAUGCUAUUUGCUUUGCUUGCAUCCACUCUACAGUGAUCACAAAGCCAGAGUGAUCUGUGAAUGGUAACACUUAAAUCCUUUACUCUUCUAGCUGCUUUCAGAAUCACCUCCUGUCAAUGACUGCACACAUCAAAUUGCAAUUAAGUGCCACUGCUUUACCUUUUCCCCUCAAGCUUUAAAUCUUUUGAAGACCGUAAUUAGAGUCAUACACAGCAUGGAACAGGCCCUUUGGCCCGACUCUUCCAUGCCCUCUAAGGUGUCUUCCUGAGCUAGUUGCAUUUGGCCCAUAGCCCUCCAAACCUUCCCUAUCCAUGAACCUGUCCAAAUGUCUUUAAAACACUGUAAUUGUACCCACCUUUUCCACUUCCUCUGGCAGCUCGUUCCAUGUACCCACCACCCUCUGUGUGGAAAAACUUGCCCCUCAAUUCCCCUUUAUAUCUUUCCCCUCUCACCUUAAUUCUAUGCCCUCUAAUUUUAGACUCCCCAAACUUGGGAAAAAGACUGUGGCAUACACCCUGUGCCCCUGAUGAUUUUAUAGACCUUUCCAUGAGGUCACCCCUCAGCUUCCUUCGCUCCAGGGAAAACAGUCCCAGUCUAUCCAGUGUCUCCUCAUAGUUCAAGCCCUCCAGUCCCAGCAACAUCCUUUUAAAUCUUUUCUGCACCCUCUCUAACUUAAUCACAUCCUUCCUAUAGAAUGGUGACCGUAAUUGCACACAGUAUUCCAAGUGCAGUCUCACCGUCUUGUAGAGCUGUAACACAACGUCCUGAAACUUGUACUCAAAGCCCUUUCUGAUGUAGGCAUGCAUGCCACAUGCCUUCUUCACUACCUUGUCCGCUGUGUCGCCACUUUUAGGUCUCUCCCCUAGGUCUCUGUUCUAUAACACUCCCCUGGGCCCUGUCACUAUGCAUGUCCUGCCCUGGUUUAACUUCCCAAAAUGCAUCACUUUGCACUUUUCUGAAACCUUCACUAUCAUAACACAUAAAUGCAAGAAUCAAUAAUGCAACUCAUCUUGGCUCAAUACCAUUACUAAUAAACAACAGUGAUGAGUCUAAGGCCAACCCCAGGGGGUCAAUAUUGCCUUCAACUAAUCCCAACUACGGGUUACAAUUGUACACCCAUGUGACUCCAGCCAAUGUAAAGUAUAAACUCCUACAUACAAGAUAUUACCUAUAGAAUAACCAACGUGAGGUACCUUAUUGAUGGCUUUCUGAGAAUUGAGGUGGGCUAUGUCAAGAAGAUUUAAUCAACCUGGUAAUUUCAUCAAAGAGAUCUCAAUCGACAUUUCAAAGCAAUGACCACCUUUUCCUGACUAUGUGUAUAUUCAGGUAGUGCUUUCAGAGUUGUUAAUCAGUGAUAAAAAAAUUCCAUUGGCCCACAGCUCUGUUCCAUGAAGGCAAGGUUGUCCAUAAAAAUACUAAAACAAUAAUUUGUCAUAAAGCACCUCGAGAUGCUUCAAAGAAGUUUCAGGACCCCAAAAGACAUUGAACUGUAGGAGAUACUAGGUCAGGUACACAAAUGGCUUGAUCAACAAGGUAGAAUUUAAGGAAUCUUAAGGGAGGAAAGUCUAGAAAGGUAGUGAUCUUAAAGAUCUUUAUACUUCAGAAGUAUCCUGAAAUUAUUGUAGGCUACAAAACAAUUUAUUAAAACAUAGCAGAAAAUUCAUAUGAACAGAAAAACUUGGGUCUCUAGUUUCCUACUGUGUAAUUUCCAGGUUAGCAAACAUUUUAUAAAAUGAUACUUUUUUUUAAGAAAAAUGAUUUGUAAAUAUGUAGGCUUUCAGAUGUGUUAAAUUGUUGUGCACUAUCGGGUCAAAUGACACAGCCACUGAUCUCUGCCUGUUUAUACAGCCUUUACCAUCUAAUGGUAAACCAAGUUUUGGAUGGAUGGUAAAGAUCCCACAACAGUUUUCAUAGACAACUACCAACUAAUCCUGUUUCUAUCCAACAAAUAUCACCAAACACAUUACCAUUCAUUGCUGUCGCAGACUGCUGCCAAGCAUAUCAGCAGAACGAUAGUUGUUGCACUACAAAAACUUAGUCAUUGGGUGAAGCACUUUCAAGAAUUUCAAUACAAUAAAAGGCUAAAUAAAUAAUAUUACCUCAAAGUCAAGUAUAUUGUCAUAGGCACGAGUACAUGUAUGCACAGGUGCAAUGAAAAACUUACUUGCAACAGCACCAAAGGCACAUAGCAUCAGAUAAGCAGCAUUCACAAGAAAAACAAAUGAAAUAUAAUAUUUACAAUUAGAACAAAAAACAAAGUCCAUUGUAGUGCAAAGUGGUGUUACUAUACUGAGGUAGUGAUUAGGGUUGUACCAGUUGGUUCAAAAACUGAAAGAACAAGAAAAUCCUGGCAAGAAACACUUUUGCAUCCGCACAUUUAGCAAUUAGAUCAGUGGGGAGGAGGCUAAAGAGACUUACUCUGCCACUCUUUCCACUCUCCUGUCACCCCCAUCCCUGGCUGGGGCACAAUUUCAGGGGAUUGGGGUCAAACGCACUCAAAAAUCAUGGCAAUUACUUUAGGUUGUAAUAUCCUUGAGUUCACGUACCAGCCUGUCUAGCCCUCCAAAUGCAAAUAGCAGAGAUAAAGCAUCUUUUUAAGCACCUCUCCAACAUAUUAUUGCCAGCGAUGCUGUAGACAAAUUUCUGAAAGCUUUGGUUCUGACAGCAAAAUUAAGAACACCUCAGCAAGAAUUGAUAAACAAAAAAAAAUCCAGUGUGUAAUUACAUUGUAUUUUGUGAAAAUGGAUUCAAGUAAAAUGUUAUAGCCAAUUACAGUUGUCAUAUCAUGCCCCAAUUGGGAUCAUGUGAUUCUUCAAUGGAUCUAUUAAAGGUUGUAGAGAGAGUGUGGUGGAGUUAGCUUGGA